AUUUUAUUGUAUUAAAAUUAUAUAUGUAUAUAAAAUGUUCACAGUCGAAGGAAAAUUCUUUUAAUGGAUUCAAAAUAGGAAAAAUUGAUAGUUUCUUGUUAUUGAGAAAGUUCGUCACUUUAAAAUCGAAACACAAAUAACGUAAGUUUUUCGUCUGCUAAACGUAGUAUUUUGGUGCUACAGAUGACGUUAAGAAGAAAAACUGUUCUGCGAAUUUUGGUGCGUUCGAUUCAUUUUAUGAUCAGAAAUUCAAAAGUAUUAGAUCGAAGUAAGGUCAGAUGCGUGACAUAAUUUUUUAGCUUCUAAAGUUUAUCAUCCGUGAAAGGGAUUAUGUCCAUUUAGAGGAUAUGUUGUAUUAAAAUGUGUGUCAGAGAGUUUUACCGUGUUUCGGGUCUCUCUGUUAUUUCAACCAGGAAAUAAUAGGUUUAAUAUCUUUAUUUUUUCCUAAGGCUUUUUAUUUCAAGUCUAUAUAUUUCCUCAUGAGGAAUAAUAAAACGGAAGUAUCAUGGCAGCAUUUGUACAUUCCAAUCAACCUUCGGAAGAAAUAUGUUUAAAUUACACAAAGGAAAAUAAACUUGAAGAAUUUUUACAUGAUGUUCCUACAGAUCUAGCUGACACAACUGAAAUAUCUGAUAUAGUUACUUUUGAUGAAAAAGAAACUCCAAAGCCUGCUGUAGCUGAAGAUAUUUCAGAAAAAUUAGCUGUUGAAAAUAUUAUUAAUCCAGGAGAACUUACUUUUACUAAGAAUAUUAAUGUACGAGAAGUGCAUGAAACAUCUCCUUUCAAGCAAGCUGUAAAAGGUUUUGUUUUAAAUAAACUUAGCAAAAAAGUUGGAUCAUCUCAUUUACUCUCAGGUAUUACUGAAAAAAUUGUUAAAAAAUUAGAGGAAGGAAAAGAAAAUGUUGCAAAUGGAGCUCAAGCUCUCUCUGGGGAAAAAAAUCGUGUAAAAGAAUCAAGUAUUGAAGUUAUUAAGGAUCCAGUUCCUUGUGAAUUAAAAUCUGUUGUAGCUAAUGACAUAUCAGAAAUAUCUACUGUAGAAGAAGCUAUAGAAUGUUUUGAAGAAUCAAAAACUUUGUUAAAUAUCCCCGAAGAUAGUAAAAAAUUACAUGUAAAGCCAAAGAUUGUAAGCAGAAGUUUGCCUUCCAGUCCUGCUCGUUAUUUUAGUCGUAAGGGCUCUAUGGAGAUUGAUCAUUCAUCAGAUAGUGAAGAAAAAAGUUCUAUAUCUGAGUCUAACAAUAUAUCUACUUUUUCUAGCAAAAUAUUUUCGAAUUUAGAUCUAGAAACUACAAAUUUAAAUACUGAGAAUGGCAUUGAGCUUAGUACUAUGAGUGUUGAACAUUCAGAAGAAAAAGGGAUUUAUUCACCAAAUCCCAAACCUAUGGAAUAUUUUAAAAAUGCUUAUAUGGGAGAGAAAGAUACAGCUAAAAAUUUGUUUUCAGUGCACAAGUACCAUCAUACAUUCCUAGCUUUAAAAAACUUGCUUGCUCAACUUCCUUUAUCACAUGGUUUUCUUUUGUUGUCAAUAAUUGUACACAAUUCAAAAACUUUUUCUUCAUAUUACUUAGAUUAUAUUUUUGAUGGUUUUAUUGCAGCAUAUGUGAUAUAUACUCUUUUAUGUAUUGUAAUACAAAUUCCAACAGAGAAAUUACCACCACAUGUUACAUAUGAUGACACACAGCUGGAAAUGACAUCUAUCCAUCAAAGUGUAGCUGACAAAACUAUGAAGGGUUCUGUUAAAAUUUUAAAGGGAGAUUAUGAUCCUGAUGAACAAAGGCAGCAUAUGGCAGAAUUAGUCAAUAUCUGUAUAGAAAAUCAGUGUCUUAAAAUAUCUCGUAUUCCAAAAAAUAAUGAAUGUGAUGAAAAUGCAACCACUCCAUUUGAAAUUUAUGAUCUGUCUGGAGCAGAUAUUUCUUUAGUACCUAAAGACUUAUCUAAAAGAAGAGCAUUCCGUAAGAAGUUUCCAAUUUGUAUCAAGCUACCUCUUUCAUCCAAAAAUUAUCAAACUAUUAAUGAUUCUUAUGAUAUGGACCAAGAAGGAAGAUGCGAUUAUGUUUCUUUGUUUCCUUAUCAAGAUGGCCUUAUUGAAACACCAAAAAGACAGGCACUUUACAUUUUUGCUUUGACUGACAGAGAAAAAGAAACAUGGUUUUAUGCUUUAAAAAAGUGCAUUGUCUUAGAAGAAUUGAAUGCUACUGAAUACUCAACUCUUUACUCAAGCUCUCCAAAAUUAGAUAUGACUUCCAUUAGCUAUUCAUCUUUGAUGGAAAUAAACUCUGAAGAAACUCUGUCAGUGACUGAGGAUAGUUCAGGAAUAAGUGCUGAAUUGAACUUUAUUCAAAGCAAAACAAAGCCAACACUUGAAUUUGAAGAUUAUGUAAAAACACUUUUUGAAAACUAUUUCAGAGAUAUAAAUACUUCUGAACAUUCCUGGAAACCUGAAAUUUUCUCUGAUGCAAACCGAAAGAAAGAUAUUAGUUCAACAGUUCGUCAUGUUGAAUGGGUAAAUGUGGCUCUUGGUCGUCUUUUUUAUGAUUUCUUAACUCAGAAGUACUGGUCAGAAAGAAUCAUGGAAAAAAUUCAGAAAAAAUUAAAUAAUUUAGAAAUGCCAUCUUUUGUUGAAACUUUGGAAGUUACUGAUGUUUUUAUGGGAACUUGCAUACCUCAGCUUCAUUCAGUUUCAAAUGUAGUUGUUGAUGAAUUUGGAAUUUGGCUGGAUUUUGACUUUACUUACAAUGGCUCUUUUCAAAUGACUCUGCAAACUAAGUUGAAAAUGCCUAAAACUAAACAUCAAAUGCAAAGUGAUGAACAUCCUGAUAAUUCUGAUCUAAAACAAAGUGCUGAAGUAAAUGAAUCGUCUGAUGAUGAUGGAAAGUCACCAAAGCAAAAUAAGCUAAUUAAUAAACUUGAAAAGUGGAUAUCACAUAAGCAUUUUCAAACAGUGGCUCAAAGCAGAUUUGUAAAGAAAUAUGUUGGAGACAUAUCAAAUAUGCUUCUUACUUUGACAGUGGAAGUUAAUUUAUUGCAAGGAAUUUUAGCUGUUAACAUACCACCUGUUCCUACAGACCGAGUUUGGUAUGGAUUUAGAAAAGAUCCUAUUUUGAAUAUUACUGCAUCUCCUAAAGUUGGCAGCCAUGAAAUAAAUCUUUCAGCUGUUGUAAAGAUGAUAGAACAAAGAUUAAUUCGAGCAUUCAAAAAAGCAAUUGUCAUGCCUCAUAUGGACGAUCUUAUCAUUCCACUCAUGUUUUCUUCAGCAUAUGAAGAAUGAAUUCUACUGCAUUAAGGAUUAAUGUUGCUUCAAAUGUUUGAAAUCGCUUUGCAUAAUGUGCCUUUGCUAAAUUAUUAAAAUAUAAGAGCUUUAUAGCUAUUGCUAAUACUCUUAAGGAUUUGUAAUUCUAGUUUUCAGGUUGCUUGCAGUUUGUGAUAAAUGAAAUGUAUGUUAAUUUAAUUUAAAAAUAUGACUGUGAUAUAAAUACAAUGAGUUAUUUAUGGUUCCUUGAAGAUGGUUGUGCAUUUUAAUGUUUUAUUAUACAUGUAUUAAUUUGUUAUUUUAUAGAUGAACUUGUUUGAUAUGCUUUUAGAUAAUGCAUGGUUGUAUUGACCAAAAAUUUAUAACAUACUCUUUUAUAUGUCUAUUAUAUUUUAUUUAUGCAAACAAUUAAAAUUUUAGCUAAAUUUGCAUUUCUUUUUUAAAACAUACUGUAAAUACUCACAGAAUGUUAAGUGUUUUUAUCAAAGCAUUUUAAAAUGGUGUGAAUAUAUUUUGGUAUUUUUUUCGUUGUAACUGCAUUGUAAAAACAGCUUGUCUUUAAAGGGCAACUUUUUUCCAGUGUUAUUGAACAGUAUUUUAUAAACUAUGAACAACUUGAUAAAUGUCUUCUACAGUGAAUUAAUCUCUCUUUCACUUUUUGGAUAUGCAAUUUAAUAAUGUGAUAUUUUGUCUUUAAAACCUAUUUGUUUUUAAAUUUAUGUGAUAUAGAGCAAUGCAUUUUGAAAAAUUAAAGUGUAUAACUGCAGAUACAAUUCAUAUGAAAAUUUAAAUGAGUGAAUAACAAUUUAUUGCACUAAAAUUUCUGAUAAAAAUCUUUUCCUUAAAAUGAAAUUAGGUUAUUUUAUAAAACCUAUUUGUUAGUUAUGUUUAUCUUUUCAUAGUAUUUAUAAAAUCAAGAUAAAUUUGCUUUCAGAGUUUUGUUCUUGGCUAUUUUGACAUAUAUGCUUUUUGAUACUUGAGCUUAUUGAAAAAGAUUGUGCAAUUUAUUUUUUGAGAGCUUUAUUGCUUGCAAAGAUUAACAUAUGCAAGUAUAGGAAUAUAAUGUUUAGAUCAGUAACUUUUAACUUUAAGCAGAUAAUAAUUUAAAUAUAUAAGCAUAAAUAAAGCAAAAUGUUUGCUUGUUUAAAUAAAAAUAUACUUUUGAAUACCUUAUUUAAUUUAACUUAUUAAAAAUAUUUACAAAUGUUAACAAAUUUUGUUAAAAGAUUAAAUUCUUUAAUAUUUUUUUUUCUCUGAAGAAAGUUUAUCCA
Argiope bruennichi is the source of this 4518-nucleotide messenger RNA. Its product is annotated as testis-expressed protein 2-like. The record is from RefSeq and is a predicted model, not a curated record. NCBI's taxonomy places the organism in Eukaryota, Metazoa, Arthropoda, Arachnida, Araneae, Araneidae. Gene Ontology annotation, molecular function: lipid binding. The transcript is spliced from 10 exons. Gene Ontology annotation, cellular component: endoplasmic reticulum. The coding region runs from base 506 to 3265 and encodes 919 amino acids.